AUGGUGGUUGGAACACUUCGUGGUUUUGAUCAGUUUAUGAACCUGGUAGUGAACACUGUUGAAGUGAAUGGCAAUGAGAAAAACAAAAUUGGCAUGGUGGUCAUAAGGGGAAAUAGCGUAGUCACGGUUGAGGCACUUGAGCCUGUUAGUAGACCACAGACCCGAUUGUCACACGAUGUGGUUAACUCUUUUGCUGGCCUUGCCUUCGCACCAACGACUAUCGUUACCGCACACAUCGUAACAACACAAUCGACUUUCACACACAGAAAUCCCCCACUGCAGCCGACCGGCGUGGCCGCACAGCCCGGCUACACCAUCUUGACCCGAUCGUUGUCAUCAUGCCGUUGUCGACUCAGAUUUGCGUUGGGCGAUGCUCUAAGCACCGCGUGCAGCGACGAACAGAGCUGUUGUUCUUCGCCGCCGCACGUGAAGAUGAGCUUUGCCCAUCGCGAUGAUUGGAAGAAGAUGGUGACGAUCUGGUAG
Messenger RNA from Fraxinus pennsylvanica, 483 nucleotides. The record is from the annotation of a GenBank genome assembly. NCBI's taxonomy places the organism in Eukaryota, Viridiplantae, Streptophyta, Magnoliopsida, Lamiales, Oleaceae.